AAAUGUCCUCUCCAACUGUCCUAAUCGUCGGCGCUGGUCCAUCGGGACUCGUGCUCGCUCUGUCGUCGCUCAAGAACGGCGUCUCCGUGCGUAUCAUCGAGAAAGAUGCCGAGCACCACCGUGGCGAACGUGGCCCUGGAAUCAUGGUGUGCAAGCCUCGUACGCUUGAGAUCGAGCACUUCCUCGGCGUCGCCGACGACGUCAAGAAGGUGGCAGCGCUCAAGAGCACGAAGAUUGUAGAGCAGGUCGAUCCCACUCCAGCCUUUUCUGAGACACGUCCAGCAUCGCUCGGACAGUGGAAGCACCAGGCUAUUCUCCGCAAAGCUAUCGAGGCACUGGGAUGCAGUGUCACACGAGCUGGGUACCGCCUUCGUUUCUUUCCAGCGAGAUGGCGAAAAGGUCGUCACGCAACUCGCCAAGUCCGUUGACGGGAAGACCGUGACGGAGGAAGCCGAGUUUGCCUAUGUCGUUGGGGCCGACGGUGGACACAGUACUGUACGCAAGUCUCUCGGCGUUAACUUCGCCGGGGAGACCCGCGAGGGAGGUGCGAUGUUCAUAGUCGACUGUGUUGUCGAGGGGAUCAAAGGGAGCAACAACGUAACUUUUACUCCUAUAGCAUCUUCAGUAGAACCAAUCGGUGUUCUCAGAGUCUCUUUGCCUGGGGAGACCAUCCCACUGCUUUUGCGGGAAUCCGCUACACGGGAAUAGGCCAAGUGUUCCAGAUGAUUCUCUCUGGUCCAAAUGUGGAUUACGCUACCUUGAAGGCCGAGUGCAGCCUCAAGGCUCUCCAGAAGGAAUUCAGUAGGAUAUCCGGCCGUAAUGAUCUUAUCGUGAAGGAGAUCAUUUACUGGCAGGGAGAAUGGAGGCCAAAUAUUCGCAUGGCAGAGAAAUUCCAAGUUGACAGGGUGUUCAUUGUUGGGGAUGCCGCUCAUACACACUCUCCGGCCGGAGGUCAAGGCAUGAACUCGAGCAUUCAGGACGCCAUCACGACGGACCUGUUCGACCGCACGUUCGGUGUCGACACGCAGCGCAAGCUCGCAGACGCACGCGCCGCCGAGCAGGCCGGCGCCGGUACGGACGCGACAGCGCGCGAGCAGGUCUGGAUCCGUGGCAGGAAGCUGUUCCAGCUCGACGUCAACUACCGCUGGAGCACCAUCGUCCUCGACGAGCGUUUCGCCGGCGGCGAGAGCACGCGUGUCGCCUAUGGCGAGCCGGGCCAGGACGUCCGGGCCGGCGACCGUGCCCCCGAUGCGCCUGAGGCGGGGGUGCUCGGUGUCGUCCGCGCUUUGCCUUCUGACCUCGUCAAGAUCUUGCUCGUUUCUUCCCCUGGGGAGGUGCACGUUACGACCAAUGAUGAGUCCAACAUUGUUGUUGAGGAUAAAGACGGCCAUGGGAGGAGACCGUAUGGUCUGGAGGGGCAGACGGGUCCUGUUGUUGUUGUGGUUCGCCCGGACGGCAUGAUUGGUGCUUUCGCGACCUCGGCAAAGGGCCUAGAGAAGUAUUUCUCCCUGAUUUUCUCUCAUGCUUGAGAUUCUGCCGGUUAGAUACCGCAAGGAUUACUAAACGCUCGAACAGACGAAGCAGCACUGUAAACAAAUGGGUUUAAAUGUAAACGUUCAACAAAUAUUGAGCCCAGUACCGGCUCCAAUCAAAGGCGU
Messenger RNA from Phanerochaete carnosa HHB-10118-sp, 1658 nucleotides. RefSeq lists its product as uncharacterized. Gene Ontology annotation, molecular function: FAD binding. The coding region runs from base 723 to 1529 and encodes 268 amino acids. NCBI's taxonomy places the organism in Eukaryota, Fungi, Basidiomycota, Agaricomycetes, Polyporales, Phanerochaetaceae. The transcript has 11 exons. The record is from RefSeq and is a predicted model, not a curated record.